UAUGAUCACUAUCUAACCUCAAUAUUUUCCAUCAAAAUAUAAAUAUUUCCUUUAUUGAGUUUAAUUAUUAUUAUUAAGAAAUUUUAUUAUGAGCAAUAAAACAAAUGUCGCUGUAAAAGGUGAAACACCGGAUAUCCUCUUUAUCGAACCGUUUUACGGAGGAUCCCAUAAGGAAUUGAUUGAUACUAUCAUCAAGAGUAUUUCAACGUAUACUCUUGUGACUAUGCCAUGCAAAAAAUGGCAUUGGCGCUCAAGAUGUGGAGCUUUAAGCUUAAUGACAAUAAUCCCUAAAGUGACUACAGAAAAAGUUCUUUUCUGCAGCUCAAUAUUAAAUUUAGCUGAAUUGUUGGGACUGCGACCAGAUUUGAACAGUCUAAAAAAAGUAAUAUACUUUCAUGAAAAUCAGCUAAUUUAUCCUAUUCAAGAAAUUAAGAACAGGGAUAUCCAGUACUCAUAUAAUCAAAUAAUUUCUUGUUUGGCCGCUGAUAUUGUUAUAUUCAACUCAAAUUUUAAUAAAAACAGUUUUUUAUCUAAUAUUAAGAAAAUUAUUAAAUUAAUUCCUGAUUAUCGCUCUACAAAUUUGGAAGGCAUUAUUAGAAAAAAAUGUGAAGUAUUAUAUUUUCCUGUUACUUUUCCUGAAAAGCCUUUCGAGGGUAGAUUGAAUGAAAAAAGCAAUGUUUUGAGGAUUGUAUGGCCUCAUAGGUGGGAAUUUGAUAAAUGUCCAGAAGACUUUUUUAAUGUACUUCUUAAAUUGAAAACAGAAAAUAUAAAAUUUGAGGUAGUAGUUUUGGGGGAAUGUUAUAGAGAAAUACCAGAAAUUAUGAAUGUGUCACGAGAAAAAUUGGAGAAUGAAAUUGUUCACUGUGGAUAUAUUGAUUCAAAAUCAACAUAUUUUCAAACUUUGAUGAAAUGUGAUGUGGUAGUAUCUACUUCACAUCAUGAAUUUUUUGGAGUCGCUAUGAUAGAAGCAGCAUAUUGUGGUUGCUUUCCAUUGGUACCAAAUAACUUGGUUUAUCCAGAAAUAUAUCCUAAUAAUUGUUUAUAUUCGAACAUAGAAGAUUUGUAUGCAAGAUUAAAAUGUUAUUGUCUCAAUCCUACAUUAGCUUAUGAAGAUAGAAGUAAGUUAGACCUGAGUUUUGAAAAAUAUUCAUCUGUAAAAUUAACACCUGAAUUUUUAAAGAUUUUGAACAAUAAAUAGAAAUAAUUAAU
This is a messenger RNA of Harmonia axyridis, 1209 nucleotides long. RefSeq names its product glycosyltransferase-like domain-containing protein 1. Gene Ontology annotation, molecular function: glycosyltransferase activity. The transcript has a single exon. Bases 89 to 1198 code for a protein of 369 amino acids. NCBI's taxonomy places the organism in Eukaryota, Metazoa, Arthropoda, Insecta, Coleoptera, Coccinellidae. The record is from RefSeq and is a predicted model, not a curated record.